Molecule: messenger RNA, 1014 nt
Organism: Schistosoma turkestanicum
Lineage: Eukaryota; Metazoa; Platyhelminthes; Trematoda; Strigeidida; Schistosomatidae
Source: the annotation of a GenBank genome assembly
CAUGGACUUCUUUUAUUAACCUUGAAUAAACCGGGAGUUCUAAAUUUUGAGUGAUUGUGAAAAUUCGAAUUCGGAGUCAUGUGGUCAUCAAGCGACUAUAGCAGUAAUAUUGGAGUCACAAAUGAUUUCGGGGGAGGCUACAUGCCAUCAGCUGGUGCUAGUACUGGACAGAAGAAGAUUAAUUAUCAGGGUACUAUUAUCCCUUGCACGUGUGCCGAAAUAAUGACCGCAAAUCAAGAUGGUGAUAAGUUUGUUUCUUCGUGCGGGAUAGAAUUCAGUCAAAUAUCAGUUGUCGGGAUUAUUCGUUCGGUAAAUGAGUCAAGCACACGCGUAGAGUAUGAAAUCGAUGAUUAUACCGGCCCCUACUUACCAGUAAAACUUUUCACAGAAGAUCAGGAUAAUUCAUCUUCCGGCUUACAAUCUCGACCUCUUCGGGAAUUAUCGUAUGUACGGGUGCAUGGUCAUGUCCGAAACUUUCAGGGAGUCAAACAUGUCAUUGCUUUCCGAGUUAUUUGUUUGUCAGACAUGAAUGAACUUACCACUCAUAUAAUGGAAGUGAUUUAUGCAAGAAUGUUGUAUAUGAAAAUUAAACAAGAUGAGAAUAAUGGGACCAACGCCAAAAGUAUUUUCAAUGAGGCUGGUUCGCACAAUAUGCCUGGUUCUACUGGUAAUGGACUAACUGUCUUACAAAAUCAGAUACUUGCGAUAGUUAGGACGUUUGUUGGUGAACGUGGAAUCCCUGUUUGCCAAUUAACAGAAAAGCUACGUGGGAUACCCGAGAGGCAAAUUAGGGAAGACUUGGAUUUCCUCAGUGCUGAGGGUCAUGUAUAUUCGACUGUGGAUGACGACCACUUCCGAGCUACUGAAGCAUGAUUGAAUCAACAUUAUCUGUAUCAUCUUAUUUUAUACUAAAAGACUGCGUUUGAUUGUAUAUAGUGAUUGGUCUUAUUGUUUUUUCUGUAUCAACACUGUUCAUAAUAAAAACAGUAAUACAUUCGAUUCAGUAUUAGCCGU